GUCAGCUUACGUCUCCAAAUUUCUGCUUAGCGAACCUGCUUCAAAGAAGCAAGAGGCACGGCUCUUCAGAGCCAUGUUCAGGGCGGUUAAAGAGGAACCCAACCCCAACAUAGUGUUAUAGUAGAGGGUGAACUACGAUGAUGGAUUUUGACGAGAGGGUCCCCGUCGGAUCGAACAUGUAUUUGCCUAGUUGCACUUAUUACGUUUCGGCGGGGGCUGAUUUCUCCGGUCUUCCCUCGUUUUUAUCCCAGACACCGUCCACCCGCCCCAUGACAUACUCCUACUCCUCUAACCUGCCGCAGGUCCAACCGGUCAGAGAGGUGACGUUCAGGGACUAUGCCGCUAUUGACGCCUCUGGGAAAUGGCCGCACCGGGGGAACUUGUCCCAUUGCUAUCCCAGCACGGAAGACAUGGUGCACCGGGACUGUCUGUCGGCGCAGACAGCUGUCGUAGGGGACAUGUUCGGUAAAAACAGCCCAGCAGCUGCUGCAGCCGCAUACCACCACCAUCAUACAAGCGCCGGCUCCACUGCCUCCAAUUUCUACGGGAACGUGGGCAGAAAUGGCGUGUUGCCACAAGCCUUUGAUCAGUUUUACGAAACUGCGUACGGGAACACAUCGGAGAGCUCCUCCACAAAUGGCUACUCAGGGGACAAAACGGCGAGCAAACAGCCCGGUUCAGCGCCGGAGGAAGCACCGCCUUGCCGGGACACCGAAGCAAAGGAGCCCCCGGAUGAGACAAGCAGCCCAGAGUUAUCUUCCGGCAACAAUGAGGAGAAAUCCAGCAGCAGCAGCAGCAGCAAUGGACAGAGGACCCGCAAGAAAAGGUGCCCUUAUUCCAAAUAUCAGAUCAGAGAACUUGAAAGAGAAUUCUUUUUCAGUGUAUACAUUAACAAGGAGAAACGCCUGCAACUGUCACGGAUGCUCAACCUCACCGACCGACAAGUGAAGAUUUGGUUUCAGAACCGUCGCAUGAAGGAGAAGAAACUGAACAGAGAUAGAUUACAAUAUUAUACAUCCAACCCUCUGCUUUAGGGGCCAGAACAGCACAGUCACAGUUCAGGUAGUCCUCUGCUGUGGGGCUGACUGCGUUUACAGACUGACUGACUCUCGGCUUGUACGCUGUAUACCACGGUGGCCGAGAGGGCAGGAACAACUGCUCAGUGGUUAAUUUCAAGUGCGAGGACACCAAUAUCAUGUGAUUUGAAUGAAUCUAAAGACUGAGCAUGAAUUAAGACAGUCUGAGGACUUUGAAUUCGCUCUCGAGAUUCCGAUCUUCGGAAAAAAUGUAGAGAAAGAGAAUUUGUGUGCCAAUGUUAGUAUUAUUGUAACUCACAGACGCCUUGUUUCUUUUCUUUUCACGCGGGUAAAAAAAUAGCAGUCACAAACUGACUGACUCAGUGUAUUUUGUAAUCAAAAGAUGUACGUAUAUGACUUUCUGUUUUAAAAUCAGAAAAGUGGAUUGAGGAUGACGGCGCAGAUGUGACUUUAAUGAUUGAAUCUACAUUGGUAUGACCAAAUAAUGAGUCCAAUCGGAUGGGAAUGUAAUGUGUUUCUGUUUUGUGUGCCUAUUUAUUUUGUAGCCACUAGUUAAUGCCACGGCUAACCAAAUCAAGGUCCAUUAUUACUGAGAGGCCAUUGGGAUUCAUGUUGAGACUGGGCUGACCUCAAAUUCAAAAUCUAUAUUGUCCUUUAGAUUUUUGAAGACUAUCAGUCGAGUGUUGGUAAUGUAGACCAAACCAGAGAGAUAAGCUCGUUCACUGGAUCCGUGUGGAGUUGCACAUAGGUACACACCCAGCAUAUUCACAAAGGCAGGCUAUCGGCCUCUUCGGUCUGACACUGAUACGCACAGCACAAUAUUUUUUCACGACUCGUGCAGUCUAAAAAGCUUUUAGGUGUGCUGUCAGGGUGAUUGCAUUGAAUCAAUUACUCGAUACUCCCACAUUCUUGUGUAAUAUACUAUGUUUCCAAAUAAUAAUAAAAAAAAAAAACACAACAAACGAAUAGAUUAUUGGAAACAAUUUCUGCGUGAUCAUUUUCCCCUACGGGCUUUUUUCCCCACAAGUGAAACAUUUUACGCACGCCAAAUCAACAAAUUAAACUCACGCUUAUUUCACAAUUGUCACAAUUACAUGCAUGAGCAUGUAGAAAACAAUGACAAACACUAAUGUGUAGCACAUCUGAGGGCAAAUUAUAAACAGAGCUGCUUAUGGUGACACACACUCUCUACCUCAUGCAAAUUAAACGGGUUUAUGUUUUAAGAUAAAACUUAA
This is a messenger RNA of Monopterus albus (swamp eel), 2272 nucleotides long. RefSeq names its product homeobox A11a (gene hoxa11a). Gene Ontology annotation, biological process: anatomical structure development; regulation of transcription by RNA polymerase II. Gene Ontology annotation, cellular component: nucleus. Lineage: Eukaryota; Metazoa; Chordata; Actinopteri; Synbranchiformes; Synbranchidae. The transcript has 2 exons. The record is from RefSeq and is a predicted model, not a curated record. Gene Ontology annotation, molecular function: RNA polymerase II cis-regulatory region sequence-specific DNA binding; DNA-binding transcription factor activity, RNA polymerase II-specific. The coding region runs from base 138 to 1034 and encodes 298 amino acids.